Symbiodinium sp. CCMP2592 is the source of this 1257-nucleotide messenger RNA. The record is from the annotation of a GenBank genome assembly. Lineage: Eukaryota; Dinophyceae; Suessiales; Symbiodiniaceae.
AUGUUUGCUUAUAGCACGAUUCCCGCUGUUGCCACCAAGUACCAGGCCACUUUGCCGACAAUUAAGAUGCUGUUCCCACACGACGAGCAGUCUGCGACGUUCGCUGGCGACUUGAGCAGUGCCGAGGAAAUCGAGGCCUUCGUCAAGAAGUUCCGGCAGCCCAUGAUCGCAGAUUUCACCGGCGAAACCGCCGCAGAUCUUUUCGGGGACGGACGACCAAUCCUGUUCUUGUUCCGGGAUAAGGACGACAAAGGCAAAGCUGCUGAAAAGGCUCUUCAAGCCGUGGCUCCGCGUUUACAGCGCAGACUGCUGCUGUCCGUCGCCGGCUCUAGCGAGCCCAUGGAUCAGCGGCUGAUGGACUAUGUCAGUGUCGAAGCCGAGGAGCUUCCGACUGCGCGGCUUGUCACCGAGCCUCAGGGCACAAUGUCGAAGUACAGGCUGGAGGAUUCCGUUUCCGAGACCUCGCUGAUGUCCUUCGUUGCCGACUUCGAAGCUGGUCGAUUGAAGAAAUACUUGCAAUCAGAGCCGGUGCCGAGCAGCCAGAAGGGCCCAGUCUACACCCUCGUCGGUUCGACCUUCGAGUCCUUGGUGAAAGAUCCUGCGAAGGAUGUUCUGGUAGAGUUCUAUGCUCCCUGGUGUGGCCAUUGCAAGAAGCUGGAGCCAGUGUACAAUGCUGUGGCGAAGAAGCUGGAGAGCGUGCCGACCAUAAUGAUUGCAAAAAUUGAUGCGACAUCAAACGACGUCGACGGCGUUGAUAUUGAAGGUUUCCCAACCAUAAAGUUUUGGCGCGCCGACAACAAGGAGCAGCCGAUAGACUACGACGGUGACAGGGAUGUUGACUCUUUCCUGUCCUGGCUGGACGAGAAAGCCGCCCGCCAGGGCUCCAGGCCUGGGGCAAUUCCCGAGGACACCGUUGUCGAGACCGAGGAUGUGACAAAGUGCCAGUUCUGCGGUGCUGUCAAUGCGGAGGGCACGCAAGAGGCAAUGGAUGUCCAUUACUGGCGCGAGUGCCCGAUGCUAACGCAGUGCCAGUUCUGUGAGCAGGUCAUAGAGAUCUCACAGUUGGCGUCCCACUGGAGGGAGGAGUGCGAGGCCAGAAGCGCGGCGACCGAAGCAGCCAAGGACCUGGCGCCCAACCAGUGCCCGCUGUGCCGUGCAGACAUAGGCACAGGAAAAGAGCAGGACUGGCUGCAACACAUCCUCCGAGAUGGAUGCGCAGGAAAUCCCAGGAAAUUCCAGCAAUUCAUCAAUGCAUGA